UACAGUAAGUUUCCUGCGUGUUUGUCUCUCUUUCUGUGUGUGCGUGCGUGCGCGUGUGAGUGUGUGAGUGUGUGCGGGUACCUCUGGCAUCUCUGGUUUCGUAUAGGGUGUUGAAUUACCCAAUGGGAGCUUUAAUAGAGCCAGAGGCACUCUUGAUUGUAAGUCUGGAUGAGGGAGAGAUUGAAGGGAGGAAAGGGGGGAACAGAGUGCAGCUGUGAGGCAAGAAAGAGAGGGCACAACAACUCCUGCAGAGCCGGGGACCGGAUUACUAAGAGGACUCAAUCCAAACGCAGCGCACAGCUGCCUGAAUGAUAACCAGGAGGAGGGGGACCCUGCCAGGAUCUUCAACGUGGCACCGCUCGAGGUGUCCCCUCUGUUUCCCGCCAUCCAACCAGGCUGAUAGCUAGCGACCACCCAGGCGAUGGAGGUGCCGCUUGUCAAUUUCGAGAACAUGGAUGACGUUGGCAUCCACCUGGGAGACCCGAGUGACUCCGGGUACCCGACGUCCCCUCAGUCAGAGGCCCCCGAUUCCAACCUGCUACCCCGCCGCCUGAGCUCACCGCGCCAGUCGCCGCGCAGGGGACGACGCGGGCAUCAUUCUGGUCAAGAGGGGCUGUCGCCGUCCUCUCCUCCGACUCUGACCACUAAGGCGACCUCCAGCAGCGGAAGCCUGAUCUCCAAUCUGAAGCUCCUGAUCAACAGCGAGUCUCCCACCGACAGCGUCUUCAGUAAGCUGCCGAGGGAUUGCUACGAGAAUGAAGACUUGUUUGAAAAGCACUUUGUUGAAGACAAAGACGAGAAGGUUGUCAUCAAUAUUUCAGGCCUGAUGUUUGAGACCCAGCUCAGCACCCUGAAUAAGUUUCCAGAAACGUUGCUAGGUGACCCCAUGAAGAGGAUGAGCUACUUCGACCCCAUGAAAAACGAGUACUUCUUUGACCGGAACCGCCCGUCUUUUGAUGGUAUCCUGCACUACUAUCAGUCGGGGGGGCGAAUCCGCAGACCAGCCAACGUUCCUUUAGAUGUUUUUGCGAAUGAAAUAGUUUUCUACGAGCUGGGUCAUGAAGCGAUGGAGCAGUUCCGCGAAGACGAAGGGUUCAUCAAAGAGCCAGAGGUCCUUCUGCCCACCAACGAACUCAAAAAGCAGUUCUGGCUCCUGUUUGAAUACCCAGAAAGCUCCAGUGCAGCCAAAUCCGUCGCUCUGGUCUCGGUGUUUGUCAUCGUCAUUUCCAUCGUCAUCUUCUGCCUAGAGACUCUGCCAGAGUUCAGGGAGGACACUGACUUUGCCCCGGGUUUAACCCAACUCAUCAACGGGACCCAAACGGCCACUCAUCCCGCCACCAAAGACGUGUUUGCGUAUCUAACGGAUCCCUUUUUCAUCGUGGAGACUAUUUGCAUCAUUUGGUUCUGCUUUGAAGUCGGUGUCCGCUUUGUGGUGUGCCCCAGCAAAAGGGAUUUCUUCAACAACAUCAUGAACACCAUUGACAUCGUCUCGAUAAUUCCCUACUUUGUCACCCUUGGAACCGAGCUGGCUACGACCCCCGAUGAGGAUUUGAACUCCAGUCAGAACAUGUCCCUGGCGAUCCUGAGAAUCAUCCGUCUGGUGAGAGUUUUCCGAAUUUUUAAGCUCUCGCGACACUCGAAAGGCCUACAGAUCUUGGGGCAGACCUUGAAAGCCAGCAUGAGGGAACUCGGGCUUCUCAUCUUCUUCCUUUUUAUAGGCGUCAUCCUAUUCUCAAGUGCCAUCUACUUUGCAGAAGUGGAUGAGCCGCAGACGCAGUUUGUCAGCAUCCCCGACGGCUUCUGGUGGGCUGUGGUGACGAUGACCACAGUGGGAUACGGAGACAUGUGCCCCAUCACAAUUGGAGGCAAAAUGGUCGGCACCCUCUGUGCCAUUGCCGGUGUCCUGACCAUCGCCUUGCCCGUCCCCGUCAUCGUUUCCAACUUUAACUAUUUCUACCACCGCGAGACCGAGCAGGAGGAGAAACAGGUGAUGGAUGCAGCCGCGGACGCCGCGCAGAAAAUGUCAGCGGCAAACAAGUAUGGAAGCACGCCGUCUUUAAACAAGAGCAACGGCACCUGGCAGAACGAGAAGAAUGGCACACAGCAAUAGAGAAAUGUAUGUGUCCAGGGCAUGAAAAGCGUGUCCCGUGGUGAGUUCCUCGUUCUCACGCCGUUUUGUACUGUGGACAUUGCACGAUUUGUGCGUAUUACGACAGUAUUAGAAGGCCCCGUGCGGUGAGACAGCCUGUACACGAGACGUACGUCUGCUUGUGGAUGUGUCAAAGUGCAAUUAACACAACUCACUGCUGUAACUCCCACGAGACGCUGUAAAAAAUGAUCUUCUUUCAUUCAGGGCAAUUUGAAGAAAAAUCAGAUGGCUCAUUUGUGCGAUUAGAAUUUUAAAUGUAGACGGUCAGAGAAGGCAAAUCGUUCGUUUUGGUCAGACUUCUCCUGGAGGGUCUACGUAAGACCACUUGGCUUGACAUUCAAGGGCAGGCGAAGGCGUCCUGUGUAAGGAAGAGGACACAGGCGCACACAUCGUCUUGUCAGCAAAUCUAUAGCUGUGAAUACUCAGCCAGCAGAACUUCUCCAUAUGACACAGCGGAACAAUAUCAGGGCGAUAAUUCGUCGGCACCUUUGCACGUCUGUUAUUACCCUUAUGGAUGCAAAAUAUAACUGUAUUAUAGUACAUGCAGUAGUUGCACGCAGCUUUCAAAAUCACAAGAUAUUUUUCAUGUCGUAUAUUAUUUCCCAUCCUACACAGAUUUAUCACCUUCUGAUAUCAUCACAAUAUGAAUUUGCCCUUUAAAAAGCAUAUCAGUGCAUUCAACCGGAAGCUUAUUUUACAAAUAUCUCGUGAGCAUUAUUGGAGCUUUACACCAUCAGCUGUUGGCAGGGAAAGCACAUUCCUCAAAGUGUAUAGAAAUAUGAGAUGUGUGUGUGUCUGUGUGUGUAUACUGUACGUUGGUGUGUGUGUGUA
Gasterosteus aculeatus aculeatus (three-spined stickleback) is the source of this 2980-nucleotide messenger RNA. RefSeq names its product potassium voltage-gated channel subfamily A member 10. The record is from RefSeq and is a predicted model, not a curated record. Lineage: Eukaryota; Metazoa; Chordata; Actinopteri; Perciformes; Gasterosteidae. Gene Ontology annotation, molecular function: delayed rectifier potassium channel activity; protein binding. Gene Ontology annotation, cellular component: membrane; voltage-gated potassium channel complex. Gene Ontology annotation, biological process: potassium ion transmembrane transport; action potential; protein homooligomerization.